Megalobrama amblycephala (Wuchang bream) is the source of this 3448-nucleotide messenger RNA. Its product is annotated as beta-1,4-galactosyltransferase 3. The record is from RefSeq and is a predicted model, not a curated record. Gene Ontology annotation, molecular function: glycosyltransferase activity. Gene Ontology annotation, biological process: carbohydrate metabolic process. Lineage: Eukaryota; Metazoa; Chordata; Actinopteri; Cypriniformes; Xenocyprididae. The coding region runs from base 979 to 2058 and encodes 359 amino acids. The transcript has 7 exons.
UCGCUGACUACAGCACAGCAUAGCAACGUGAGCGCGCAUCACUUCCUGUGCAUGCUGGGCGCUUUCAACUCCGACAGGACAACAGUCGGAGUCGACGAAGUCAUACAAAUAGGCAGGAGUUACGGAAUAUCUGGGCGAAUAGUCCACCAAACUGUCCGAGUUUAAUCAGACACUGACUCCUGUCAUUGGACCAGCUGGUGUUGGACGGGGUGUUGGACCCUCCCCCUGCACAGCAACAGAAUGAGACAAUAGCUGGGGGUGUUGGAUGUCAUCCCUCCCCCCUCCUCUUUGUUUUCCCCUCCUACACAUCUAAGACGCAUAGACAUACUCACUAUCUUACACCAACACGAAACAGUACCCUGGACCCAUGCUUUAUUUUGUAGGGGCCAUGAGACUUUUACAGGGCUGCUGCUGUUGAGAACCCUCUGGGAACAAAACAAUCCAUUUCCUUCCAGCAAGUCAACGCAACCUUCCAAUUCCUAUGGCUUUGGUGGAGCUUGACGGAAGCUCAGUAGAUCAUUGAAUCAUGAAAACACCAGAGGACCACUGGGAGUUUCUAUUUGGAGUUGUACAUUAAUAGGCUAAAGACUGCCAGUGAGCAAAGCAAAUCUAAUUCAACCUGCAGCAGGUCUGAACGUCUGUUAGAAUAAAUGAUACCUCUCCUUUGCCAUUUCAUUCAUCACAUCUAAAGUGCCUUAUAUUCCAUUGAACUAUUGUUUACCUCUAUUCCACAUAUCUGAUCCAAUCCUUGAAAAGAUUUUGUUUACAUCUCCAGGCCUUAUAGCUUUCCAAGACAUAUCGGUUUUAUUUAUUUCUUCUGUUUGCAUGCAAAAGAGUCACAGUCUGAAGUAUCUGAGAUACAAGGAAUGAGACCACCGUAGAGUUCAGUUCCUCAAACCUAUCAAACCUAAAUUUAUUCAGACUGUUCAUCUGACUCUCAAACGUGGUGCACUACUUCCACUGAACGGUUCCGUCACCAUGUACACGCUGCAGUCCAAAUGGCGUUACCUGAUCAUGUUCUUGGGCGUCCAGUUAGUGGUCAUGGCUCUUCUCUCCAGAGAAGGCUACCAGAAAAGAGUGUCAUAUUUUUUCCGGAUUUUCCGUAAGCCUGAUUCUACGAUGGGACAUUCAGUCGGUGGACGCAACCACACGGAUGUGUAUGCCAACCUCUCCCUUUUAGGUCCUCCUGUUAAUAAAGAGGACAUGCCCUACUGCCCCAAGCAGUCACCUCUGAUUGGUGGACCAAUUCAUGUCACUUUCCCCUCUCGGCUUAAGCUUGCCGAGGUUGAGAGGAAGAAUCCGCUUGUUGUCCGUGGGGGGCGCUACAGGCCACCAAACUGUGAGGCACGCCAUCGCACUGCAGUAAUCAUUCCCCACAGAAAUAGGGAGCACCACCUCAAGUUCCUCCUCUACUAUCUGCAUCCCUUCCUACAGCGACAGCAGCUCAGCUAUGGCAUCUAUGUCAUUCACCAGGCUGGUAAUUACACCUUUAACCGAGCAAAGCUGAUGAACGUGGGAUUUCGUGAGGCCAUGAGGGAGGAGGAUUGGGACUGCCUCUUCUUUCAUGACGUGGACCUUAUUCCCGAAGAUGACCGUAACACCUACGUCUGCGAUGCUCACCCCAAACACGCCGCCAUUGCCAUGGACAAAUUUGGCUACAAACUGCCUUAUAAGAUGUAUUUUGGAGGAGUGUCAGCUCUGACCCCUGAUCAGUACCUCAAGAUGAAUGGUUUUCCAAACAAUUACUGGGGCUGGGGUGGUGAGGACGAUGACAUCGGUGUCAGGGUCUCACUUGGAGGAAUGCUGAUCAGUCGUCCGUCUCUAAAAGUGGGUCGAUAUAAAAUGAUCAAACACAAGCAUGACAAAGGCAAUGAAGAGAAUCCAAAAAGGUUUAACAUGUUGGCUAAGACCCGGCACACGUGGAAAAAUGACGGUAUGAAUACGGUGGAAUAUGAGAUCGUGUCCCGGGAUUAUCAACCGCUUUACACCAACAUUACGGUCAACAUCGGCACCGAGGCAGGGCUGCACCCGACCAAAAAAAAGAGGCACAAGUCCUAGCGCCAAUGCCGCACUGCCUGCAGACCACUCGCCCACGUGCACAUGGCCAGUGAAUUCACGGGACAUCAUGCCUUUACUGCACCACAGACUUUUCUGCUGUAAUGGUGGGCCCAUCUAGUGGUACCAUGAUUCUCUGCCCUUUCUCUCUAUUUCUUUCUCCAAAGUUUGACAUUUUGAUCCUGUGCUCACUGGUUCAUGUUAUCAGUCAGGAUGCUGCAGAAACUUCAUUAACUGGUCCAUAUACUGACCGCUUCGCAGAAUCCGUAAUGAACCACUCUGCAGGAAGGAUGUGUUUCCUGACGGACAGACUGUUCAUACAUCCUCUGUGCCAAUGGGCACCAUUUUAAAAACCUCUGUUGCCUUAGAGUCAAGCUGCACUCUCUCUUUACAUUUCUUUCAUGACGAUUGAAUCGCAGGUUCAGCCUCUUGUAGUAGGGUGAGGACGAGGGUAAAAUUUGUUUAAUGCCAUAUGAUGGAAAUAGCGAAGCAGGCCGAUGUACUGCAUAAGCAACAUUGUUUGCCGCACUACUCUGUGAGUCUGGUGCAUUUCCUGUUCAGUAAAUUAGUACUUAACAACCUGAUUAUGUACUGUAUUGUUAUCCAGGCAGGUGGGGUGAUAUUUUGUUAUAUCUUUCAUUUCAAGUAACGCACUCAGAACUGGCCUCUUUGGUAGUAAUAACCACUCUACAUAUACUGAUGUUCUCCUUUUUGCCUUUGGUUGUCUUAGUAGUAACGUUGGCUUUUAUAAUCAACGCGCUGCCUCUCAUUUUCAUGAAUUACUCAACACAUUGUAUUUUAUCUGCAUGAGUAUUUUUAUUUUUUAUGAUUGGUUGGCUGUGUCUGGUUUUGUCAUUUGCUUUGGAUUAGUAAUAGGGUUACUGAAUGUAGCUGUAUUCCUCUUCUUGGUGAGAGAAUGCCACGUCAUUGCAGAGUGCAUCAUGUUGUUUCCGUUGGGGUUGGCUUCAUGAAGAGUGCGUGCCCUUCAACCCAUGUUCCCAUUUCAGUCCAACACUUAUUCAAAGAAUUUGCCUAGAAAUGCCUAGAAUCCUCGUUACUCGAAAGGUUUUAGAAAGUCUCAUUUAUGAAACACAAGUGUAAAUUAUUCGUAAAACCAUUCGUAAGUAAAUUGUCCCAUUGAAUAAAAUGCGCUAAUUUUUGUAAAAGCCAUUUUAAUGUAAAUUGGUGUAAUGAAUCAGAUGCGUUAACAACUGUAAAAUCAUUAUGUAAAUUGUUGCAUUGAAUUGAAUACGCUAACGUUCUUAAAACCAUUUUUACAUAAAUUGUUCCUUGAAUCAAAUGCACUAAUUUUUGUGAAACCAUUCUUACCUAAAUUAAAUUCGCAAAUGUCCGUAACUAUUCUUGCGUAAAUUUGUAAAACUAUUCUACGGAG